AUGCCGCCUUUGCGUUACCGUACAGAUUGUCCACAUGAGCCUGACGACGUCUUGAAUGUAAGGUCUGGAGGCUUGAACAAGCCGAGAAGCAUCGCGACUCAAAUUCCGGCCUCGUGGCUACCCAGAGCCUUCAUCCCGAUGAUGCUCACCAGUUUCAAACCAAGAAGGCGACGUCGAACACCGUCAAGUAUCCGAGACUACGUAGCUUCCACAGCCAAACACUGA
Molecule: messenger RNA, 225 nt
Organism: Fusarium verticillioides 7600
Lineage: Eukaryota; Fungi; Ascomycota; Sordariomycetes; Hypocreales; Nectriaceae
Exons: 2
Coding region: 1-225 (74 amino acids)
Source: RefSeq, a predicted model, not a curated record